Molecule: messenger RNA, 2530 nt
Organism: Diachasmimorpha longicaudata
Lineage: Eukaryota; Metazoa; Arthropoda; Insecta; Hymenoptera; Braconidae
Gene: ste14
Product: protein-S-isoprenylcysteine O-methyltransferase
Exons: 4
Coding region: 512-1378 (288 amino acids)
Biological process (GO): C-terminal protein methylation
Cellular component (GO): membrane; endoplasmic reticulum
Molecular function (GO): protein C-terminal S-isoprenylcysteine carboxyl O-methyltransferase activity
Source: RefSeq, a predicted model, not a curated record
AAAUUUGUGCAAGUACGAACGGAGCCCCCCCAUAUGUUCUCCUAACCAGUUAUUAAACAAAUUAAUUACAGAACUACAAACGAUUCUCCAUUGAUAUGGAGUGAAACUACUGAAAAAUAUCAAUUUUUACUAAUGUGUCGGCUAAACUCAUGUGGGAUUGUUUAUUAUUUAUUUAAAAAUAUAUGAGAAACUGAAGAAACAUUUUAAGACGAUAGAACUGUAAUUCAUUUUGCGAAAAACCAUCACCUGCCAGUUAUCUACAUACGAAUUCUCUCACCGGCACGUAAACAUCCACCAGAAUGAAUCAAUUGACUUCUCUGCUUCAGAAAAUGUUAAAAUAAUAUAAAAAAUCACUGACUUCAUCGUUAACAACGAGCUGACAUUAAAAAUCAUCCCUUCGAUGUGGUUGUAGUUGAACUUUGAGUGUACACAAGUGAACCUGAGCGAAAUCAUAACCUAGUAGGUCUUCGCAACAAUUAAAAUAACAGAUAGUGAAAGCUAAUUAAUCAUAAUGACACUUUGCAAAGACGGACAAAUUAGUUUAGGAUGUUUUCUCGCAGCUUCUGUCCUCGUUGGCCUGCCUGAAGUCCUGUUGAGGAUCGAGUUCGACUCCUAUCUCCAUGAUUUAUUCAGAAAUAUUUGGUUUAUACAUGUCUUUCAAUUUGUUUUUCUAAAUUUACUGGUGUUGCUGGCUUUCAGAGGAUUUGUUUACCAAGUUGCUGUGAGGUCUGUCUUCCUGGGAUACACCCUCGGCAUAGGAAUUAUAAUAGCCCUAUUUGCCCCAGAAUCGUGGAAAUGCUUUGGAAUGUACAUGUCAGUUCUCUCGACCUUUCAUUACUCUGAAUUCUUGGCGAUCGCAUGGUCAAAUCCAAAAGCAGUCUCCAUUGACAGCUUUGUAUUGAGGCACAGUGUGGCAUAUGGAAUUGCUGCUGGUUCCAGUUGGCUUGAAUUUUUCAUCGAGAGGCAGUACUUCCCAGGCAUGAAGGAAAUCUCCUUCAUCACAUAUUUAGGUAUGCUUAUGUGUGCCUGUGGGGAGGCCCUCAGAAAACUGGCCAUGUUCACUGCGAAACACAAUUUCAAUCAUCUCGUGCAGACUGAAAAGUCUGCUGAUCAUGAACUGGUGACUCAUGGCGUCUACAAGCUCUGUCGGCAUCCCAGUUAUGUGGGAUGGUUCUACUGGUCCAUCGGGACUCAGUUAAUUCUCCAGAAUCCAUUCUGUCUUCUAGCAUAUACAAUAGCAUCCUGGAGGUUCUUCCAUGACCGUGUAGUUCUAGAGGAGAUCACACUUUUAAACUUCUUCGGUGAUGACUAUGUCAAUUAUCAAAAAGAAGUCGGCACUGGCUUACCUUUUAUCUCCGGCUACAAAAUCGAUACGUAGCUUGUAGUAACAGUUUAAAAUUGUACAUUAUGGCCAUUAAUCAAAUACUUAAUUAAUUUAUUCCGUAUGAGAUUCCCUUUUUUGUAUAAAGGUUCGUUCGUCUGCGUCUACAUUUAUUGUAUAAUAAUAUUUUAAUAUUUAUUCUUUGUAAAAAGAAGCAAAAAGUAAUUUUUAUUGCAAAUCAUCAAGGAGACAUUAUUUGUCAUUAAAUUUAGUGAAUAAAUUAUAUUUAUCAAACUAUUCUAUUGAUGAGUGGAUGAAAGCAUUUGAACCCUUCCUGCCGUAUAUCUAUGAGAUGGGAAUUUUGUAGACGUUCUUUAUAAGAGAAUCAGGAAUGUGAUAUGUGUUAGCUUUAUGAUAUAGCUAAAAAAUUGGACUCGAAAAUCACUGAUCAUCAAAUAAUUAUCAUAAAAUAUCCAGGCAAUAUUUUCUUCAUAAUUACCGCCGUUUAGCUACUCAUCUGUUAUAAGGAAUAUGUCGACAGCGCAAUUAGAAAUAAGUGAAUUCUCCAUUUCCGCAAUUACCUCGGAUAAAUUAUUACAAUAAUAAAUUUCAUCAAUUUACUGCAUUUGUUGUCUUCUUCAAGGCCACUACUUUACACUUCUCUCCAUCUAAACGAGUUAUCAGGAUUUGAGAUAUUAAUAUUUUAUUGAAAAUGAUCUCCAUACUUGUAGACAAUUUCGUCAAACUUGUUUCGUCUAAUUAAUAAUGAUAAUACCGGUGACAAUAGACAAGAGCUCCACUAUUUAAGGCGAGGUACGCUUCGUUGAAACUCAUACGUUUACCAAACAUCAAACAGUGUUGUAAUAUUUGAUCAGUGCUAGAAUCAUCCUCUAGUGAUUUUAAAAUGGCCUUCGUGAAAGUAUUGAAAUUGGCAUUCUUUGCUGCAACUCUGGCCCUCGUAUACGUGGCCGACUCUGGCAGACUCUCUGGAAGUCUUGGACCUCUGCAUGGAAGUAUUGGAGUCAGCGAUGAUAGAAGAGGAUAUUAAUAAAGUAAUUAUGAUGAUAUGGCCCUAUUGAUGAACAGUCUCGAUGACAACACUUGCUGAUCCUCCCCUAGACGUGUCACAACUAUCUUCAAAAUUUUAUUGUUAUUAACAUGUUUCUGACAUCUAACUGUAUCUUCAAAUAAAUAUUGGAUUUAAAUGAA